This is a messenger RNA of Pollicipes pollicipes, 1577 nucleotides long. RefSeq names its product blocked early in transport 3 (gene Bet3). The coding region runs from base 102 to 629 and encodes 175 amino acids. NCBI's taxonomy places the organism in Eukaryota, Metazoa, Arthropoda, Thecostraca, Pollicipedomorpha, Pollicipedidae. The transcript is spliced from 5 exons. Gene Ontology annotation, cellular component: TRAPP complex. Gene Ontology annotation, biological process: Golgi vesicle transport. The record is from RefSeq and is a predicted model, not a curated record.
UGGCUCUGCCCUGUUGAUAGGGCAUUGUGCAGGCGUUAUUGACGUGAGGGAGUGGUUAAUGUAGCAGGAGUUCGUCUUUUGUUGGUGGGAUAACUACAACCAUGAACAGAUCAGUAGAUCCCAAGAAAGUUAACUCGGAGCUGUUCACGCUGACGUACGGGGCGCUGGUGGUGCAACUGCUCAAUGACCUGGAGAGUGUGGAGGAGGUCAACAAGCAAUUGGACAGGAUGGGCUACAACAUUGGCGUCCGACUGGUGGAGGAUUUCAUCGCUCGCACGAGCGCGGACAAGUGCUACGAUCUACGAGAAACUGCCGACAAAAUACAGGCUGGGUUCCGGCUGUACCUGGGCGUCAGCCCGAGCGUGGGCGGCUGGGGUCCGGCCGGCGACGAGUUCUCGCUGACGCUCGACUCCAACCCGCUGGCCGAGUUCGUCGAGCUGCCCGAGACGUGCAGCAACAUGCGCUACUCGGCGAUCCUACCCGGCAUCGUCCGUGGCGCCUGCGAGAUGGUGCACCUGGAGGUGACCAGCUGGUUCGUCCAGGACCAGCUGCGCGGUGACCCGGUCACAGAGCUGCGCGUCAAGUUUGUGAAGCGUCUCGAAGACUCGGUACCACCCGGUGAGGACUAGUGGCCGGCUGAUGGCCGAAAGUGUCUAGUGAGAACCAGGACACGCUGGGCGGGGACUGAGGAGCACCCCCAGCGAGGCCGGGCACCACCGGGCUGCUCACGCAGUGCCAGCUCUCGGUCGUGCUCUGACUAACUGACGGCAGUGAGCGGCCGAAGUGUGACGUCUACGGCGCCACGGCCGGCGGAGGCGAGGGCUGCGCGAGCUACUCCGUAGCCGACGGCUGGUGUUUGGCUGCUACCCCGGCGAGUCCGGCGCUGGUGUCUUGUUACUACCCCGGCGAGCCGGCCGCUGGUGUCUGGCUGUUACCCCGGCGAGCCGGCCGCUGGUGUCUGGCUGCGGCCCCGGCGAAGCGGUCGGCCUCUUCAGUGCGUCGUCAUUAUUACGGCGGGCUUGGUCGGUGCUUUGGGUCCAUCUAUCCGUGAGCAGUUGUGGUAAUGACGAGGCAUUUCUGACCUUACGUGGGCCAAUUGUUGAUUAAUUAUUGGUAGAUUCCUUCAUUUGCACCGAACGUGACCCCAGACGAAAGGCCGCGACCCAUGUCUUGGCCAAGGGUCAUGCAUAGACUGAUACCUGCUGUUGGGCGUCUGCUGUUGAGCAUGUGGUGCUAUGGCUUUCUGUUGACUCCAGAAUGUAUGGCGCUGGUCACUGUUAAUGAACCUUCCAGAUUGCCACCGUUGCCAAGCCGAUAAUGCCUCCUGAUUCGUGUAACCUGUUGGAAUGGUUACGCGCAUUACGGCUGGCAGCGGCACGUUUGAAUGGAGGCAUGCACAUUUCAGUAUGGGCUCAUAGGCGUAAUGGCCAACUGGCCCAUUUAAACCCGUCUAUAGAACUCUGUUUCAUGGUUUGUAUGUCAACCUGAAGGUGUUGCCGCGCUUUAGAACAUGUUUGAACACGUAUGGUCUGUACGGAGGACGUUUCGCUUUUGUAAUUAAACAUUGAUUAAGUUUC